Messenger RNA from Lingula anatina, 958 nucleotides. RefSeq names its product centromere protein M. NCBI's taxonomy places the organism in Eukaryota, Metazoa, Brachiopoda, Lingulata, Lingulida, Lingulidae. The record is from RefSeq and is a predicted model, not a curated record.
AUGAUAUUGGGAAAGAUUGUAGGCUGUCAUGGGAUUGGAAAACAUGAAUUAGCCAAGGCUCUUGUUGGUGUUGGUACUUCCUAUGCAUUGCAAGUCCGGACUGCUACAAGUCUUCCAUUACCAGAAAACAAAGAAACUGACCGUCCAAAAAUUGAUAUGGUUAUUUUCAUGAUUGACAUGACUGAUAAGCGAAGCAUGGCUGUGGUAGAAUCUUCUUUGCCUCAUCUAGAUGUGGAUUACUUUCUUGGAAGAGUAUGCUUUGUAAUUAAAAAUGCCCAAGGUUUAUUGGAUAGAAGUGUAGAAAUAGAAGCAGUCACACAGUUAGCUGAUACCUAUGAUUCACCUUUAUUGUGUGAAACAGUGGAGCCAGGACAAGGUGGUUCAAGUGUGGCAGAAAAGAUACUUCAGCUGCUAGCAAUUUCUGUUGGAUUCCAUGACCAUAUUACACCUUUACUGAUAGAUGUCACAAAGAGACCAUACCAUACUUUAUUGGACAGUUCAAUAGCAUGGACUCCAAAUUCUUGAUGCUAAUACUAGGGUCUUGCAUAAUUUACAAAAAUGGGACAGGCUGAAAGACAGCUAUUUUCCAAGAGACAACAAAACCCUUAAUCUAGCACUGCAUUUUUGGAAAACUGCUCAAUCAACACAUCUAUGUGAUAAGGUUGCAACCAUGCAACAAUAUUAUAAUUUCAUGAAAUUUUCUUGAACUAGAGCUUAAAUGAGUUUAAAUUUGAAGCUACCUUGUGGUUUGUCUUUUCAAUGGGAAAAAUGAUCAGUCAUUGAAGUUGUAUACAUGUAUAUACUACACCGUCACAGUAGCAAAACAAUGUAUACCUGUAUAAUGUACAGAUUUUAAAACUGGCACUGACCAAGCACGCAGAGGCCUAGAAUUGUACAAAUGAUAUGUAUGAUAAAUAUGUAAUAUUAAGUCUUUAAAAAUACAGGAUGAAAAAAUUUA